AUUCGGCAAACUACCAAAACCAAUAGAGCUACAGCAAAGCAGCCAGCGAAAUAAUGGUCAAACAUAAGUUUGUACUUUUCUUAUUGUUAUGGAUGUUUCUAGUUAAGGUUGCACUUGGGAAGAUUACUUUCUUCAUACACGUAGACAAUAUGAAAAGUACAGGAAAUAAACUCCAUGGCGGUGGGUGUUGUCAGGGUGUAACAGGUACUCACUGUACCAAGUUAUGUAAGCCUGUCCUCACUGUGUGUCUCAAAGACAACACCCAUACCUGUGUCUCUAGUUUUACCACAACCUUGGACAUGCGUCAACAGGAUGUCACAUACGGUUCAAAAGUUGGCAACACAACAAAUCCACAGUUUUUGGAAGUGGACAACUGGAACAAAUUCUCUGACAAGAUAGCAGUGGCAGUGCAAGAUAUGGGACCUUCUUUUACAGUACUCAUCUACCAGACCGAAUUUAUUAAUGCCCAUCUCAGAAUUGGAAACAACAUUCUGUCACAACACUGGCAACAGAAAAAAAUAGGAGCUGGUGUUUUCUCAUUACAGUUAACUUACAAAGCGUACUGUUGUGAGGGCUACUAUGGAUCAGACUGUACCGCUCACUGUCCUUGUAAUCCAAACAAGUGUGUGAUCAACGGGCAUACCUAUUGUAAAAUGGGUUGGCGUGGCACCAACUGUGACCAAGACGUUAACGAAUGUUCUACACACAAUUUCUGCAGUCAUGGUCACUGUACAAACACUAAUGGUAGUUUUCGCUGUACCUGUCCUCCCUCCGUGUAUGGUCUGAAGUGUCAACUUGAUGAGGAUGAAUGUUUACUGAAGCCAUGUAAUGGUGGAGAGUGCGUUAAUAAAGUCGGAAGUUACCAGUGUCAGUGUAAGACCGGAACUACUGGUAAAAACUGUGAAGCUUUAACGGCGCAUAAGUGCUCAACGACCACCUGCAAUAGGAAUGGAACGUGUAGCGUCCAAAAUCAAAAGCCUGUGUGUACGUGUGAUACAGGCUACUCUGGGACUGACUGUUCCGUCAGAGACUUCUGUAGAAACAAUAAAUGUCAACAUAAUUCUACUUGUGUUACCGGUGAAACAAACUAUAAAUGUCACUGUCAGAAAGGUUAUAUGGGUCAAUAUUGUGAAAAUCAGGAUUACUGUGCUAGCCAUCCUUGUCUUAACUCGGGAGUUUGUACGAACACGCCGACAGGAUACCAGUGCAAAUGUGUUCAUUAUUUUACUGGGACAACAUGCAAUGAGUGUAACUAUUGUGAAGGAAUUAAUUGCAGUAGUAAUGGUGUUUGUCAUGAGGUUGGGAAGGGUCGUCAUUGUUCUUGUAUCCCAGGGUAUACAGGUGCCGACUGUGAAAUCCGUGACUACUGCUAUAACAAGAACUGCUCAAACCAUGGAAACUGCAAUAACGAAAACAAUGAGUACACGUGUACCUGUAAUGGCGGAUACACCGGUAAAGACUGUGACACGCGGGAUUAUUGCUACAACAAAAACUGUUCUCACCGCGGUACUUGUCGUAACGGAAAUACAACAUAUACAUGUAACUGUACCGAUCGAUUCGCGGGUACAAACUGUGAAAAAGUAGAUUAUUGUAACAAUCAGCACUGUUCUAACCACGGUACUUGUCGUAACGAAAAUACCAAAUAUACAUGUAUCUGUAAUGCUGGGUACAUGGGGCGAAACUGUGAAAAAAUAGGUCAUUGUAAUAAUUUAUUUUGUUCUAACCAUGGCACUUGUCGUAAAGAAAAUACAACAUAUACAUGUAAUUGUAACCCUGGGUUCAUCGGUACUAACUGUGAAAAAGUAGAUUAUUGUAACAACCACCAAUGUUCUCACCGCGGUACUUGUCAGAACGGAAAUGCAACAUAUACAUGUAACUGCAUCGCUGGAUUCGCGGGUACUAACUGUGAAAAAGUAGAUUAUUGUAACAAUCAGCGCUGUUCUAACCACGGUACUUGUCAUAACGAAAAUACAACAUAUACAUGUAAUUGUAACCCUGGAUUCAUCGGUACUAACUGUGAAAAAGUAGAUUAUUGUAACAACCAGCAAUGUUAUAACCACGGUACUUGUCAUAACGAAAAUACAACAUACACCUGUAACUGUAGCGAUGGAUUCGCGGGUACUAACUGUGAAAAAGUAGAUUAUUGUAACAAUCAGCACUGUUCUAACCACGGUACUUGUCAUAACGGAAAUAACGGACAUACAUGUAAUUGUACCGUUGGAUACACCGGUACAAACUGUGACAAAAUAGAUUAUUGUAAGAACCACCGCUGUUCUAACCACGGUACUUGCCAUAACGGAAAUAACGGAUAUGCAUGUAAUUGUAACGCUGGGUACACCGGUACAAACUGCGAACAUUGCUUCAAUAACAGAUCUAAGAAUAGGGGUAGUUGUCACAGUGGAGUGUCAAACAUUACGUGUUGGCACAAUGUGAUUGCUCUGAUAUCUUUUGCAAUUCACAUUUGGUGGAAAUUUUAUUUUUGAUAUGUCAUCUAUUUGCUGUAUACUUUAUGUAGCUUUCAAUUCUGUACAAAUAUAUAUUAAUCAUUUGUAAUUUUGGGAGAUACAUAUAAGCAUAUUGAAACGCCAUUUGUAUUAUCUAACUAGCUGUUGGUCUGAUCCCCUAUCAAGCUUUGAAUAUAUUUUCUUUUUCUAUUUUUGUCAUUUUCGAUAACAUUUUUCAUAUUUAUAUUGGUGUUUAUUCAGUCGAUACUUAGUCAGAAAAAAACCAGAGCUGCAUUCAGAUAUUGCAGCAUGAGGAAGCAAAAACAAUUAUAUAAAUAAUUGCAUUUUUGUGUUGAAUGUUGUUUUGUGUAAAUACAAGUACGUAAUUAUACCAAGUUAUUUGUUUUAUGAUUAUUGAUUUUACUUUUGCCUUAUGUGACUGCCAUGAAUAUUCUUCCAGCUGGCUUUGCAGGUGGUAGGUGCUGUGUUAUGCAAUUCCCUCAUUCGUAAGUCGCUGCAGCUUCCCUGUAGACGGUAACACAAUUCCAAAAUGUUCCAUGGUCGACUCUUUCCUCUUCCGCCAUUAAAAAUCUCUUCAUGGUCAAAGAAUUGAUGCUGUCGGUACCUGACCAGUUAGUGCUUGGUCAUUCUCACUCAACCUACGCUAGUGAUGGCGGCGAAAAUCAUGCCACAACCGCCUCCACCUUCUUACCUUACUUGCAUUUAUACUUGUAUGUAUUAAUGUGAUUUGAUUUUUUUUAUGCUCGUUUUUAUCUUUUUACUUUAUACUUUGUGCAUUUUGUAUUUUUGUAUAUAUUCUACGAUUGUAAUUUUAGGGCAUCAGUAUAUGGAAAUACUACUUUGUAUGAUAUGACCACCUGAUCCCCAAUCAUGUUUUUGUAUAUUUUUCAUUAUUUAGAAUAAAUGACAUUUUUCAUCUCUA
Ostrea edulis (European flat oyster) is the source of this 3387-nucleotide messenger RNA. RefSeq names its product fibropellin-1-like. Gene Ontology annotation, molecular function: calcium ion binding. The record is from RefSeq and is a predicted model, not a curated record. The transcript is spliced from 6 exons. Gene Ontology annotation, biological process: heterophilic cell-cell adhesion; establishment or maintenance of epithelial cell apical/basal polarity. Lineage: Eukaryota; Metazoa; Mollusca; Bivalvia; Ostreida; Ostreidae. The coding region runs from base 54 to 2483 and encodes 809 amino acids. Gene Ontology annotation, cellular component: protein-containing complex; plasma membrane.